GAGUGGAGACCCAGGCGGAGCUACCUCGGGGUUAGAGUUGAGAGUGCAGCGUCUGCAUCGCUGCGCGGCCAUGUGGUUUGUAUGCUGCGCUGUUGUCAGAGUGUAAAACCGUCCAGUUUUAAAUAAUACAAAUAAACAUAUAAGCAUGGGGAAGCACAGGAAAAUCAAAGCGGUCGAUCCGUUUUAUCACGGUCCCAGGAAAGAGCAGCUGCAGGGCAAACAGAAGAAGAGUGACGUGAAGCCCCAGAGUGGGGAUAACCUGGAACACAUCCCUUUCCGGCUCCGUGAGAUCAUGAAGAGCAAGGAGAGGAUGAAGAAACAGCAGCAGCAGAAGAAGACGACAACGGCAGCUGUUGCCCCCAGCCCCACCCCAACCCCCACCCCCAAGCCAGCCCCCAAGUCAGCCCCCGAGGCCGUGCAGCUCCAGACUGACAUCCCUGUGCCGCGGUUCCGGAAGCGCAAGCAGGAGUCGGAGGCUGCCUUCAUAAACCGCAUGGACAGGGAGACGCAGCACGUCAUGUUCCUCACAAAGAACCAGCUGAUCCGUGAGCCAGAGAGGGAGCAGCCCCUGGAGAAGAGCAAGUCAGAGAAUAAGAAAGUGUAUGACAAGAGUCGGCUGAAUAGGUUGUUGAAGAAGAAGGAGGUUAGGAAAGAACUGAGAGAGGAGAAGGAGAAGUUCAUAGACACAGUGAAGUUUGGGGAGGUUGCCAUGGCGCCCCCAACAUUCACAGUGAAGCCAAGGAAAGCCCAGACCAGGACUGAGGGGGGGAGGAAGGGACUGCUCCUGACCUCCUUGAUGGGCACACCCCUGGCCACGGGUACUGGCUCAGUAAAGUCCUCAAUGGCCAGGCAGAAGAUGAUGCUGGAGGAGAGGGAGCGCGUGGUCAAGGCUUACCGGGACCUCAAGAAAAUCAAACAUCAGCGUCUCCACUCCAACACAGCCAGCCUGAAGCGGCUGCAGAACCUCAAGUAAACCAGCGAUGCCCCAGGAACAGCAGCGACACAGUGACACUGGGGGGCUAAUAUAUAAACCCUGAGAAUUAGUUUUUGUUGACUAGAGAAAAAUGGACUGUGCACCAGCUCAGUUGUCUUUGGAAGCUUUUCUCAGCUAAGCCACUAGGUGGCAGUAGAGACUUGAACUAAAAAAUACCAGUCCCUGAUUCGGAUCAUCCAUCACCAGUAACUUUCAAUACAGAGCCAUAAACAAUAUAUGGACUGUAUUUUCUUCUUCUUUAUGAUUUAAUAAUUAUGCUUUAUACUGGGAAUAUUGUUGAAGUAAAUCACUGGUUGGGUUUUAACAACACCCACAAGUGUUAGCAUGUAUUUUCCAGUCCAAUCAGCACAUUUUGUUAAAUUGAAAUUGAGAACUGAAUUUAACAGCAUGUUACAGGUGCCUAAAUGAAAUCCAAAAUGAAAUCCACAUGUCAUGAAUUGUUUUAAAUUAACUCACUAUUGCGGUCUUGCCAUUUCUUGAAUCUUUAAAAGUUUUCCCUUCACUGUAAUGGCUGGUUUCUCAGACCUCCAUUAGUGCUAAUCUUGAACUACCUAAUGUUACCUUAACUAACUCACAAGCAGAGAUUCCAAACUAGGAAACCAUCCAAAAAUGACCUUGCCAUUCCCAGACCCAAUCUCAACUGAGCUCCAGCACAAUGGCUCAGUUUAAAUUAAAUUGCACAAAGUGAAUCUAAAUCACAAGAAGCCUGUGCUACACAUGUUACGUUAAAUACACAUGCAAAGAAUAACUUCAACUGAAUAGAAAGCAGUUCCAUCCGCCCGCUAGAUUUUAUUUAAAGAGUUGCAUUCUUGCUGCUUCGUUUGUGGAUUGCUCAAGUCACUGAUGUCAUUGAUUUUCACAGACUCCUCUUCAGCAGCAUGCUAGUGGUGCUUCGGAGAGGAAAGAUCACAUGAUGAAACACGAUGGUCCUUCUAUUGUUAAUGCUCACACUUCCCUUCCUGGAGCACUACACCAGGACUGCGUGUCACCUGCAUUAACAUACUAUUUGGUUACGGCUUUGCAUUCACGUUUAGUUAAGAAUUCAGAUGCUGUCAUAUGUACUUUCAUCUAUCAGAGUCACAUUCACACACAAUUCAAAUGUUCCAUUGCCCAGGUAGCACAUGCCUGCUAACUACACAGGUUGGUGAUAAGUACAGUAGAUAGCCACAGAUUCACCCUUAGAUAGUAGCAGGGCUGUAUAUAUGGCUUAUGUCCUGAUUUUAAAUACAGUAUAGUAUUUAUGAAAGCAGAAAAAAAUUUCGUUGUCACAUUCAUAAUUGGUCAUUUUUUUCUAACGUUAUUGUACAACAAAAUAUUUACAUGCUUACCUGAAAAAUAGUAAAUGCUAAAUUGUAGAGUAUUAUUUUUUAUGUCAACCUUUUAAAGACAUUCUAUUUUCACUAUUGCUGAAUUAUCAAACAAAAUAAAUACAUUCAUAAAAGUAAAUCUAACACUAGACACAUGCGAUGUCCCCUUCUGGUACUGGACAGAGCGAUGUUUAGCAGACAUUUCUGAUCUUUGAUGCAGCGUGUGUCUUUUUUGUUGAGGAUGUGGUA
Messenger RNA from Acipenser ruthenus (sterlet), 2550 nucleotides. Its product is annotated as coiled-coil domain-containing protein 137. NCBI's taxonomy places the organism in Eukaryota, Metazoa, Chordata, Actinopteri, Acipenseriformes, Acipenseridae. The record is from RefSeq and is a predicted model, not a curated record. Bases 146 to 973 code for a protein of 275 amino acids. The transcript has 6 exons.